ACUAGAAAAAAAAAAGAAAACAAAGGCAUUUGACACGAGAGUACGUUAGAUGAGUUUAAGUCAUAAGCUUAGUCAGUUGUAUUAUCCUGCUAUGGACGAUAUUAUUUUUAAAAGUUAGAAACGAAUACUAUAACAUAAUAUAUAAUAUUAAUACAUCUAUUAUUUAUAAUUUGAUCAAAAGUUAUACAAUAAAACAGUGAAGAUGUUUUGGGGUUUAAUAAUGGAGCCAAAAAAACGAUAUAGUCAAACCGUUGAAAUACCAUUUCACUUGUCUAUGGCAACUUUGGAUACUACAACCGGCAAUGAUGAAAUAGUGCAAGUUACGAUAACUUACAAUGAUACGAAUUAUUUACUUUGUAAUCUGAAAAAAAGCACAAUGUGGCAAGUAUCACUUGACUUGAAUUUUGAAAAAGGAAAUGAAAUAACUUUUAUAUGUAAUGGUGAGAGUUAUGUACAUUUAACUGGAUAUUUGAAUCAUAAAUUAAUUUUGAAAGAACAAGAAGAACGAAAUGAAGAUUCACAAAUAGCUAAUAAACAAAUAAAAAGAAAAGCAAUGCAUUAUCCUAAUGUAUCUUCAAAACCAAAACGAAUGAAAUGUGAAAUUGAAUCUUCGGAUGAGUUACAAUCUGAUUACAGUGAAUAUAUAACUGGGACUGAGAGUGAAGAAGAAGAUAAUGAUGAAGAUGAAGAUGAAUAUGAAGAUGAAGAAGGAAUAGGAAUAGAUGAAAUGGAUGAUAGCUUUGAAGCUGAUGAUGAUGAUGAAGAACUUUGUUUAAAUAUGGAGUCUAUUGAUGUCUCUGAAGACAAAGAAGAAAUUGAAGAAGAUACUGAAAAAGAAAAUAAACUUAUCAAACGAAAUAAAAAAAACAAACAAAUCCAACAACAAGAUAAGAUGCAAGAUGAAAGAAAAUUAAUGUCUGAACAGGAAGAUGAAGAAAGAAAACAAGAUAGAAAACAACAAAAGAAAAAAUUGAGAACACAAAAUGUUCUAAGAGAGAUAAAGAAAACUAAACCUAUAAGAAUAAAAGAUAUAAAGAUAGGCAAUGGAGCAGUUGCAAAAUCAGGAAAAUUGAUCUCCAUUUAUUAUACGGGUAAAUUAAAGAAUGGCAAGAAAUUUGAUGAGAGUAAACAAGGAAAUGGUUUUAAAUUUAAACUUGGAAGAAAUCAAGUGAUUAAAGGAUGGGACAUAGGUAUAAUAGGUAUGAAAGUUGGCGGAAAGAGGCAAAUUAUAAUUCCUCCUGCUAUGGGAUAUGGUGCUAGAGGUUUGCCCCCUUAUAUUCCUGGAAAUAGUACACUUGAAUAUGAAAUUGAAUUAAGAAAUGUUCAAUGAUAUUUAAAAAAAUCUUAUUAUGAUUUGAUUAAUUUCCAAGCUUGUGAUUACUAACAGUAUCUGAUUAACGCGAAACAAGUAAAACGAAUUUUUGGUUAGUUUCAAAUAAUAAUAUUAUUCAAAUUGUAUUCGAUAAGAUGUGAUAGCAGAUGCAACACAAUUAUUAUAUGUGAUAUUUAAUAUAUUUUAACCUUAUGUAUGUCAAAUAUGUUGAAAUAAGUGAUAUAAACAAAUUUUAUUAUUAAAUUAAAAAAGAAACAUUAUGUUUAUUGUUACAUUAUCAUUCUAGCUAUUAGACAAUUAAUA
Vespa crabro (European hornet) is the source of this 1636-nucleotide messenger RNA. Its product is annotated as 46 kDa FK506-binding nuclear protein-like. Gene Ontology annotation, molecular function: peptidyl-prolyl cis-trans isomerase activity; macrolide binding. The coding region runs from base 203 to 1330 and encodes 375 amino acids. Gene Ontology annotation, cellular component: nucleolus; chromatin. The transcript has a single exon. NCBI's taxonomy places the organism in Eukaryota, Metazoa, Arthropoda, Insecta, Hymenoptera, Vespidae. The record is from RefSeq and is a predicted model, not a curated record.